This is a messenger RNA of Mustela lutreola (European mink), 3158 nucleotides long. It is a transcript of the gene CREB3L4, whose product is annotated as cAMP responsive element binding protein 3 like 4. The transcript has 12 exons. The record is from RefSeq and is a predicted model, not a curated record. Gene Ontology annotation, cellular component: nucleus. Lineage: Eukaryota; Metazoa; Chordata; Mammalia; Carnivora; Mustelidae. Gene Ontology annotation, biological process: regulation of transcription by RNA polymerase II. The coding region runs from base 1666 to 2892 and encodes 408 amino acids. Gene Ontology annotation, molecular function: DNA-binding transcription factor activity, RNA polymerase II-specific; RNA polymerase II cis-regulatory region sequence-specific DNA binding.
CUUGCCGGAAGCGCGAGCGGCCGCGGGCGAGGCGGGAGUCGGGGCCCCGCGCGCGGAGCCGAGUCUUCCGCUCUGGGACGCCGCGCUCGGGUCCCGGUGUCCGGCAGCGCCUUCUCAGCCGUCCCCGCGGAGACGCGCAAACCCGCCCUGCGCGCUCGGCGCCGGGGGAAACGGACUCCUCGCUCGGCUUCCCUCUCCCGCGCUCUCCGCGGAACCGGGAAAGGGAAGCAGCAAAGAGCGGCCGCUCCUUGACAGGAAUCCCUCUGGACCGCCGCCCGAGGCCUCUGCUGUGCGGCCUCCUGGCUGCCCCGAGAGCCUGCCGGGAACCGGUGGGACACGGCCCGGGGGCGGGGGGCACAGCCGGCCCGGGGAAGAGCCGCUCUCCGCAGGCUCCAGCCUCCAGCCUCCGUCCUUCCCGCGCCUCAGGGCAUCUAGCCGGGCUCUCGCCCCCCGAGUUUUCCGUUCCUGGAUGGCACCGAGGACUCGCCACUCAGGCCCCUGCUGUUUCCUUAGCCCGGAUCCUUUUGGCCCACAUUCGCUGUGCUUUCGGAAUCUUCUAACCUCAUUGGAGGAGAGAGAGAUGAGAGAGGAGGGUCAGAGGAAGAAGCAGACCAGGGAGCCUGAUGCAGGACUCGAUCCCAGAGCUCCAGGAUCAUGACCUGAGGCGAAGGCAUGGCUUAACCAACUGAGCCGCCCAGGCGCUCCAAUUCCUUCCAGUUUUGAUUAACAGAAGCUGAUUACAUUUUCCUCAUAAUCAUCCCUGCACAUGCAACCUGCAAGAAGCUCUUUGAAACCUUUCUUGCUCUAGGACAGGUCUAAGCCAGGACAGCUCUGCUUUCCUUCGAGCUCUGCGUCAAUCUAGGACGCCUGCCUAGUCUGCGCACUGCUUGAGCAGGAAGAUGCAGGAAGACGCGCAGGAAACUAGCCUGGCACAGAGCAAAGAGCUCAGGCACCCAAACCUUAGCUUCCAGCGGAACCUUGACGAAGUCACUUCUCCCUCAAGCUACCCCUUGCCAUGAGAAAUUACAGGAGUCAUGUCAAAUGCCUGAACAUCCAGUGGUUACUCAGUGGACACCCGUUCCUGCUCCUGUCCACGCUCGGCACCGGCACGCCUCAGGAGGGGACCGCCGGCCCGAGUUCCGGAUCCACACCCCGAACCUUCCUGCGGCUCCGUGACCGCAUUUGGAAUGAACCCGUCGCCCAUCAGCUCCAGGCCAAGGCGUGGCGGAGCUGCGGGCCGAGGCGGGCCGAGGCGGAGCGAGGAGCAGGGAGCCCGAGGCGGGGCUCGAUCCAGCACCCGGGGCUCCGGACCUGAGCCGGAGGCAGCUGCUUCACCGAGCCGCGCCCGCGUCCCGACACUCUGCCCGCGUCGCGGAGGCUCGCCCUGCUCCGGCCCCCGCAGCGACGACAUGGAAGGACGUUUAGGAAAACGUCGCGGGACCUACAGAAACGCCGGGCGCGGACUCGUCGGAAAGGGCACCCGAGCAGCCCCCCGCCCGCCCUCAGUGUCUUCCUUUUCAGCCUUUCGGCUUCCAGCCCCCCGUGGGUCUCCCAGGCCAGUGGGCGAGUCCCGCGAGCGCGGACAGGGCAGCCCCCGCGCCGAAGCGGGCGGGCGCGACUCUCCGCGCUCAGAGCUCCGGCUGGGCCCACCCCUCUCCCGGCAGGAUGGACUUCCGAACCCCCGACCUGCUGGACGUGUGGCUGGAGCCCCCAGAAGAGGUCUCAGCAGGAGCCUUCCUGGAGCUGGGACUCCCCUACCCUGCCCCAGAAGUCCCAGGGCCUAAGCUCCGAGAGCAGAGGCCCGGAGGCUGGGAGCCCAGCGGGGGACGGGGCUGUGUGAGUGGCCUUCAGGAGAGUGAGCCCGAAGACUUCCUGCAGCUGUUCAUUGAUCCCAAUGAAGUGUACUGCUCAGAGGCAUCUCGUGGCAGUGACAGUGCCAUCUCCGAGGACCCUGGCCUCGCAGACAGUUCCCCUGCUCUCUGUGAGGUCGUCUAUGAGGCAGGGGGCCUGGAGAGGCCGCAAGGGGAAGCUGGGCCGGCUGUAGGGCUCAUCUCUCUCCAGCUAGGUCUACGGAGCCCACCACGGACGGUGCCUGCUACCUGCAUGGUCGGCGAGCUGCCCCUGGCUGCUCACGCUCACACACCACCCAGCGUGGGCGCUGCAAACCCAGUGCCCCCCGCGACCCUGAUCGGAGACAUGAGCAGCUCUGAGAGCACGAAAGGACAAGAGAGACACAAGCCUUUGGAACUGCCCCGUCAAACGUUGCUCCUGACGGAGGAGGAGAAGCGUCUGCUGGGACAGGAAGGGGUUUCCCUGCCCCCUUCCCUGCCCCUCACUAAGGCGGAGGAGAGGGCCCUCAAGAAGGUCAGGAGGAAGAUCCGUAACAAGCAGUCGGCGCAGGACAGUCGGCGACGGAAGAAAGAGUACGUGGACGGGCUGGAGAGCAGGGCAGCUGCCUGUUCUGCACAGAACCAGGAGCUACAGAAGAAAGUCCGGGAGCUGGAGAGGCACAAUAUCGCUCUGGAAGCUCAGCUCCACCAGCUGCAGAUGCUCGCUGCCCAGACCUCCAACAAAGCUGCCCAGACCGGCACUUGUGUUCUGAUCCUUCUUUUUUCUCUGGCCCUCAUCAUCCUGCCCAGUGUCAGCCCCUUGCAGGGUCUCCGGGAAGCUGGCACCGAUGACCACCAGCGGCAGGGAGUGAUUUCCAGAAAUAUCCUGACUCACAAGGACAUGACAGAAAGCUUGGGGACCACAGCGGUAGAGCCUGGACUGGAGGGGCCACCUAGGGCCAAGGGGGUCCAUGGCUCAACAAGGAACCUGCUGGAGAAGAGGGGAGGCAAGCCCGGCCCCAGUGGGCAUGUCAGAGCUGUCCUGCGCGCGGAUGAGAUGUGAGCUGGAACACUUCGCAGGCCACUUCCAACCGCAGUAAGGAAUCCGGGAUCCCCGAUGGCUCUUUCCCCUGGGAUUCCAUUCGGAGUUCUUUGGCUUCAGGGUCUGAAUCAUUUCAGGACACCCUAAGUAUCUGUACCCUGAGGCCCAGGCUAUGUGAUGAGGCAUUUCAGAUACUUUUGUUAUACAUCUACAAUUUUAUUUUUUCUUUGGAUAAGGGUUGGGGGGAAACAGAGGUUUUGGCUGAGAAAUAAACUUUUUUGCUGAAA